AUGGUCGCUCCAGCUGUGCAACGCAGCGAGGCUUGCGAGAUCGGGCAAAGCGACGUGGAUCACAAACCUGUUGCAAAGGAGAGUGUCAUAGACGUCACCUGGAAAGAGAUUCGAAUUCACGACGUACCCGCUUCCCUGGCCUCGGUAACCCAAGGCUAUCAAGUUCUCUGCACACGCUGCGCUCGGCCUACCAUCGAGAAGACCUUGCUCCAAUACGGCGCAUCAUUCAAGUGCUCGAAUCAGUCGUGUACGAAUCGCCAUCAACGAGCGGCCGUGGCCUUUCCCGGAGACGAUCAGCAGGGCGUCGAUCCCGCCAAAAAUCCACUCUGCCACUGCAAUGUCGUCUCGAGGUUCAAGAGGAUCUACGUGGAUGAGACUGACUUGAAGAAAGGCUCUGAGAAAGUCUUCGAGUGUGCGGCGCUGAGGUGCGAUUUUGGCGAGGAGCACGAGCAGAGGCCGAGUGUGAAAUUCCGUUGA
Molecule: messenger RNA, 477 nt
Organism: Cercospora beticola
Lineage: Eukaryota; Fungi; Ascomycota; Dothideomycetes; Mycosphaerellales; Mycosphaerellaceae
Source: RefSeq, a predicted model, not a curated record